Phytophthora infestans T30-4 is the source of this 2998-nucleotide messenger RNA. RefSeq lists its product as uncharacterized. The record is from RefSeq and is a predicted model, not a curated record. The transcript has 4 exons. Gene Ontology annotation, cellular component: EMC complex. NCBI's taxonomy places the organism in Eukaryota, Oomycota, Peronosporomycetes, Peronosporales, Peronosporaceae. Gene Ontology annotation, biological process: protein folding in endoplasmic reticulum. Gene Ontology annotation, molecular function: protein binding. The coding region runs from base 32 to 2998 and encodes 988 amino acids.
UUUUUGCGUAGGCCGUUGCGGUAUGGCGAAGAUGCUGCUAAGACUGCUGGCUGCAGCGCUGUGUCUGGCCACCUCCAACGCGCUUUACGCCGACCAAGCCGGUGAAUUCGACUGGAACACCGAGAACGUAGGACGUGUGCAGGCCGUGGCCUUCGGGGGCUCCGUGAGUCGCGGGCCACACUCGGUCGUGUCUAGAGGCACCACACGCGCCGUAUACGUAGCCUCGGACGAACGUUCGCGCGCGUUGGCGCGUCUGGACUCCAAAACCGGCGAGAUCCAGUGGCGCCGCGUGUUUGUCGAAGGGGAUGCCAUCAACGAUAUUCAGCUGACGAACUACGGUCUACUGUCAGUUUCGGGAAAUGGACGCAACGUGAGACUUUGGGACUUGAACACGGGCGUGUUGCUGUGGGACGAAGUGACCAACAAGGGUCCAGCUCCGAAAGACGCCGUAUUCGGCGGUCUCUUCUCUCUGGACGGUGAUCACUCGGUGGUGUUAACAUCCUCCAGUGUAGCAAUGGUCGGCGUAAGAGACGGUCAGGUGAAGGUGCAGACGCUUCCUGAGGACUUCACCAAGGCAGCGGUGGACGCUGCUGAGUUGUCGUGGCAAGUGGGGUCGGACAACACAGCUCUAUUUGUUAUGGCAGGUAAUCAAAUGCUGGAGUAUGAGCUGGCAUCGGGACGUGCAGUGAACCAGUUUAAACGCCCAGAGAUUAAGGAAGCAGACAAGGGCGACGUACAGGCCACUACAGUGCUACGUCGUGACAGUGAGGAAGGCAAAACAGCUGCAGUCACGCUCACGAAGGACCAGCUACUGCUACAGGGACUAGAGAACAAGAAGGACUCGUCGGAGGUCGCUCUGAAGUCGCUCAAGCUGGAUGGGGACAAGGUUGUGGCUAUUGACGCCAGUAUUUCGAACUCUCUGGUGCUGGUUCUUGCCUCUGGCAAGCGUGCUAUCCUGAAGAUUACGAGUGCUUUGACGGUGGAGGUCGCUGCAUUUGUGGCUGCUGAAGGAGCUCUGAUGGAGUCAGUCACAAACGACGCAGUGCUCUUCCACGCUGCCGCUAAGAGCACGGACAGCAAGGCACAGAUGACGUCGUAUACAGUGGACAAAAGUCUGACGCCGGUCUCGUGGGAGGCGGAGCUGGACUUGGCUUCUUUCGGUGGCGAUGUUUCCCGUGCGUUUGUUGGCUGUCCGAACACGAAGAAAGACUCGGUUCCAACGUGCCAUGCUGUGCUGGUUCUCAAGGACGACGCGUUGAUCAUGACGUCUAAUGAGGAAGAGGCGGAUGCUAACAACACGAAUGUCCAGUGGGUGCGCGAGGAGUCUCUGGCCAACAUUAAGCGAGUGCGUUGGGUCACCCCCGCAGAGACGGAGAUCGAGAAGCAGGCUUUGAAGAGAAUCCCUUCCUUUAUGGAGGAGCUGGAGCUCGAGAUGAAACAUCUUCAACAGCUGGUGGAGAAGGUCAAGACGCUGUUUGACGAGACCUCUCGUCAACGUGGCGUCGAUAGAUCUCGUGCGGCACGGAAGGAACCGCCGAAUGCUCAUCUGUUCGGCUUCUCCAAGUACAUUAUGGCUCUUACGACGAGUGGCAAGCUGUUUGCUAUCCGUGCUGAGGCCAGUACUGUGGCGUGGUCUGCCUUCGUGGGUCCAGAGUAUCAGCUCUUUGUGACGCGUGACCACCCUGCUCUUGGCUCUGGAGCUGAACUGUUGCUGGUAUCCAACUCGACGGAGCUCGUGUGGCUUGACGGCGAUGACGGUCACCAAGUGGAUAAAGCAAGUGCUGUCGCCGCGUCUGGUGCGUCGUGGGUGGUUGUACUGCCCAAGCGGAGGCACCUGACGACGGAUGAAGAGCCGACGGCACGUCGGACUGUUGCUGUGAUUUCUGAGAGCUCGCUGAAGGUGUCGCUGUACCCGAAGGAGACGGCAGACUUUGCUCACCCAGAGCUGAACCACUUCUACUUCUACCGCUACGACGAGACCUCGAAGGUGCUUCGUGGUUACUUUCUCGAGAAUGAGGGAGACGCCAAGAUAACGGACUACCGAGCUCGUGAGGCGUGGUCGAUCGUGCUGCCUCGUGAGCAACAGGUGAUUGCUACGUCUCACCACCACGGUCACUCGGUCGUGGACUCUGCCGUGACUAUCACUGGCGAUGACUCGCUCUUGAUCAAGUACCUGAACCCGAAUCUGUUUGGCCUUGCUACUAUUGCUACAGAGCCUUCGGAAGGUGACAGCGAGGCCGCUUCUGUGCUUCGCGUGAGUCUGAUUGACACUGUGGCGGGACGUAUCAUCCAUCGCGCACGUCAUCCGCAUGCCACGGGUCCCGUCCGCAUGGUACAGAGCGAGAACUGGCUCGUGUAUUCGUAUUGGAACUCGAAGGAGAAACGCACCGAGAUGGUGUCGUUGUCGCUGUUCGACGGUGCGGUGGGAAUGCACUCGCUGAACCCGUGGAAACGUCCGUCCUGGACUUCCACACGCUCGUCAUUCGACUCGAAGGCUCCGUUUGUGCUGCAGAAGAGCUUCAUCUACCCGACCAAGAUCACGUCCCUGGGAGUGACGGUGACAGCUCAUGGCAUCACGCCUCAGUCCGUCUUGGUCGGCAUGGAGACUGGCCAGAUCUUCAAGUUAGCUCGCAACUUUAUCGACCCGCGUCAACCCGAGAAGCCGCUGACGCCCGAGGAGCAGGCAGAGGGUUUAAUGAUGUACUCUCCUCUCGUGCCUGUGUACAACCGCCCACAAGCCAUGCUGACGUACAACCGCACGGUAGAGAACCUCAACUCCAUCAGCACAGCCGCAGCGGAACUCGAGUCCACCACGUUGGUGUUCGCCCACGGCCUCGACAUGUUCUACGUUCGGAUGACGCCAGCCAAGUCGUUCGACCUACUUCCGUCCGACUUUAACCACGAGAUGCUCAUCCUGCUGUGCUUGACGUUCCUCGCUGUGACCUUCGGCACGAAGGCUCUGGCGCAACGUAAGGCUCUGCAAUCGGCCUGGAAGUGA